Messenger RNA from Umbelopsis ramanniana AG, 693 nucleotides. RefSeq lists its product as uncharacterized. Bases 1 to 693 code for a protein of 230 amino acids. The record is from RefSeq and is a predicted model, not a curated record. Gene Ontology annotation, molecular function: nucleic acid binding. The transcript has 3 exons. NCBI's taxonomy places the organism in Eukaryota, Fungi, Mucoromycota, Umbelopsidomycetes, Umbelopsidales, Umbelopsidaceae. Gene Ontology annotation, biological process: DNA integration.
AUGAGAACUCUACAAGACCUAGAAAUUACUUAUCAAGAAGUCAAGCCGGAUGAACUUGGUAGUCAGUCGAGUACAUGUACAUACAGGGAAGAGCAUUACGGAUACGGCAGAGGCGGUUUUGAGUACCUAAGGCAAGAUAGAAUGGUGCUUGAUCUGCACGACAUGGAAGGGGAUACUACCGGGCGAGAGCGUGGCUACAAUAAGCAAAUUUCAGAAGACGAAGACGGAGAGUUAUUCAACGAAGAUACAGAUAUCAAAACGAUGUAUGAAAUCCGUAUAGACGUGCUGUACGACUUACCGGAACACCACGCGACAUCAGCAGUGGCAUGGAGCCUGUUAAGUCCGGUGUCUAACGCGGCAACUAUACUCACUAGAGAGCAGGUCUCUUCCUUUUUACGACGUUUGGAGUGUCGCCACCUUACUACUACCGCUUAUCGUCCACAAACAAAUGGCCUAGUGGAACGUAUGAAUCAAACUGUAGUACAAGCAUUUAAUAAGAUUGUUCGCGACAAGGAUGACAAGCUAAACUGGGAUAAGAACUUGAAUGCAGCACUUCUGGCGAUACGUACCACACAAAACGAUACCACUAACUUCAGCCCUGCCAUGAUGCUGUAUGGUGUAGAGAUGAGAACUCCUAGUACUUGGCCACCCCCAGAUCUGAUUAUGUUGAAGGAAAAUUGGAAGAAGAACUGA